AUGAUGUCAGCGCCUGAUUCCGGUUUACGCAGCGGUAACUUGCAGUCUAAGCAAAGGCAGAGUUGGAGCUGGUCUCCCUUGUGCGAAAAGAAGCCUCAGUCACUGAGAACAGCGGUGUUAUGGACAGUGACGACGAUAAUGUGGAGGAGACGGUGGAAGGUCCCCUGGAUGAAGAUAACGAGCCACAUGGGUUCUGUAAAGUUACCUAUUCUUCAGGUGACAGAUUUGAAGGGCAUUUUGUGCAUGGUGAGAAGAAUGGUCACGGGAAGUUCUAUUUUUUUGAUGGCAGCACGCUGGAAGGGAACUGCAUUGAUGAUGCUUUACAGGGACAAGCUGUGUACACCUAUGAGGAUGGCAGUACCCUCCAUGGUACCUACAUUGAUGGAGAACUGAAUGGCAUAGCUGAGGAAUAUGAUUCGGAGGGACAUUUGACCUUCAGGGGUCAAUACAGGGAUAAUGUCCGAUGGGGUGUUUGCUGGAUGUACUUUGCGGAUGGAGGCUGCCUUGUAGGAGAGGUGAAUGAAGAUGGAGAGAUGACUGGUGAUAAAAUAGCUUAUGUAUAUCCUGAGGGCAAAAUAGCCUUGCUUGGGAAAUUUGUUGAUGGGGAACUUAUUGAAGGACACCUGGCAACUCUCAAGUGUGUAUCUGAGGGGAAACCCCAGUUUGACCUGGUACCUGAUGGUCCAGUUUACACUUUUGACAAGUCCAGCUCUUUUUGCAUUUCUACAAAUUGCCUCCUGCCUGACCCAUAUGAAAGUGAAAGGGUAUAUGUUACUGAAUCUCUUAUCCCACAUGCUGGGGAAGGUCUGUAUGCAAAAGUAGCAGCAGGACCUGACACAGUCAUGGCUUUCUACAAUGGAAUACGGUUAACACAUGAAGAGGUAGAUUCUAGAGAUUGGUCGCUCAAUGGGAGCACUAUAUCAUUGGAUGGCGAUACCGUGCUUGAUGUUCCUGAACCUUACAACAGUACAGAACACUACUGUGCCACAUUGGGGCACAAAGCAAAUCACUCCUUUACUCCCAAUUGCAGUUAUGCCACGUUUAUUCAUCCUCGGUUUGGACAUAUUAAAAGCAUCCGCACCAUCCAGGCAGUACAGAAAGAUGAAGAACUUACAGUUGCUUAUGGAUACGAUCACUAUUCUGCAGGCAAGGGUGGUCCAGAAGCUCCUGAUUGGUACAAGCUUGAACUGCAGGCCUUCCAACAUGUUCAACAGAAAUGAAAGUUAUUCAGCUUUCGCUUUAAGCAGGUAGCAAAAGCAGAAGAAGCUAUGCACUAAAGCUACGUGGAACUGCCAGAUCAUGAUCUUUAAAAUGCUCUGUUCUAAAAAUUAUCAUUUACCUUGUAUAUAAAAUAUUCAAGGUUAAAUUUAUUUGCAAAAUACAAUAUAUAAGACACUUGAACAAGUAGAUAUACAUUUGUAUUAGCAUAUGGAAGUUUAUGUAGCAGUAAACACUAUUAACCUAUUAAUUGUAUGGUGUAGCUUGUCCUACCCAGCUGUUUUAACAUGCGCUUUCUAAAGUGGCUCAUGGACUGCUACUUACUCAUCAGCCGUUUUUAUUGUUUCAAAUCAACAUAAUCUGUUCUACUGUUUAGGCAAGUCUAACUCUACACAUACUGUUUAUGGGUUUAUAGUGUUCACCCCCUAAAUGUUCAGAUACUACUAAUUACAGCUGUUUCGUUUCUAGCUGAUUUGAUUAUGACUAUUGAUCAUUAAGUUAGCAUCAUCUGGUGUUGUAACUGGGUUUCAGUGAAAGUUAAUACAGGCUAGUUGUAACUUUUUGUACCCUGUCCACUUUAAUUGCAAAUAACACUUAGCACAAUUCGAUAGAUUUUGUCCUCUGAAAUUGUGUUUGAAGAAAGCAUUUUAAGUUGCAUAUCAGUAUCACUAGGAUGAAGUACUGUUAUUUAUAGAUUUUGCAGAUAGCUAAAUGAUAAUUUUAAGCAUUUGUUCAAUAAUGUUCAUGUGCAUUAGUUGGCAUUUAUCAUCCUGUGUCAUUUGCAAGGUAUUUAAUAUUAGUAUAUUAAAUACAGCAAUUGAUGACAAUGUUGUGCUGUAGUCUUUAGAUUCAACAGCUUGACUCAUGCUGAUUGGCAUGACCUUCUUGAUAAGAUGCAAGAUAUCAACCUUACAUUUUCUGUAGUUUGUUUCACAACACUGAGUAAACAAAGCCAGCAACUGAAGAGAUUCAGCAUAAUCCAAAUAGAACAUUCUUGUGUUAAUGUGACAACAUUGUUUCAAGGAACAUUUAACCAUGCUUCAGGUAUAGAGCUAUAACCAUGGCCUCACGCAAGCAUUUUUCUCCUAAAGAACAGUAGCACAAAUCUAAAAUUCUGUGUUUCAGUACAAUGUUUUUUUUCUUUCUUGAAAGCUUGACUAGUUAAACUCUGCAUUUUGUAACUGGCGGUUGCAGCCUUAUUAAAUUACAUAGUUUUGCUAAUGUAACUGAAAAACAAAGCUUAAGUGGUGAGAGUAUGAGAGAUUGGAGUGGUUCCAAAAGUUUACAGAUUCCCCCCUAGUCUUCUGAUUUGUGUGUUUCUUCUUUCAGUGUGUUAAACGAAAGUGUGUGCAUUUUUAUAAGAAUGUCUGGGUGAGCAUGAGAUCUGUUUUGGUUGAUAGGAGUGGGAAAACAUUUAUAAUAUGUUUUGAUUUUGACAAAAUGAAUUAUGUUGUAACCAAUAUGAAGCUGAUAACUUGGUACAGGUCAAGAAAAUUUGUUUUCAAAUGGUGAUUUAAACAAAAAUGUGGUAAACUGUGAAUAAAUGGAUUUUUUACCAUAAAGACAGAAAUAUGUGGAGAAGAACAAAUCAUGGCUCUAAUUGAUUUUUUUAAAAAAUGUAUGUCAUUAUUUCAGUGCAUGGUUUGUUUUCAAAUAUGAAAUAUGUUCAGUUAGAGUCUCAACUUUUCGUCAUUCUUUUGCUUCAGAUCAGACUCAUUUGACGGAGGGUGGGUUACUGUAUUUCAGAAUAAAAGUAAUGGAUAUUUUGAUCAUUUUACAGCAUUGUAGUGCUGUAUCCAUCACUAAUGGCAUUUGUGGACUUGUCAACAUAUUAAACAGCAAAACCUGGUGCAGAAGUUCUGCAUUGCUGAGUGAAUUCAUAUUACAGCAGUAGGUUGUCAGUGGUAAUAAAUGCUCCAAGCUUACAACUGA
Rhincodon typus (whale shark) is the source of this 3150-nucleotide messenger RNA. It is a transcript of the gene setd7, whose product is annotated as SET domain containing 7, histone lysine methyltransferase. Gene Ontology annotation, cellular component: chromosome. The coding region runs from base 120 to 1220 and encodes 366 amino acids. Gene Ontology annotation, molecular function: histone H3K4 monomethyltransferase activity; protein binding. The record is from RefSeq and is a predicted model, not a curated record. Lineage: Eukaryota; Metazoa; Chordata; Chondrichthyes; Orectolobiformes; Rhincodontidae. Gene Ontology annotation, biological process: regulation of DNA-templated transcription. The transcript has 8 exons.